This is a messenger RNA of Medioppia subpectinata, 1295 nucleotides long. The record is from the annotation of a GenBank genome assembly. NCBI's taxonomy places the organism in Eukaryota, Metazoa, Arthropoda, Arachnida, Sarcoptiformes, Oppiidae.
UUAAAUAAAGUGGUGUAAAGUUUUAAAAAGAGAGACAAACAGGUAAUUGUGUUUUCAACUCUCAUUUCAACUGGAAUUCAGUCAAAACCAAUGCCACGACUGAACGACUGGUGGAAUCCAAUUCACUCUUAUCUUAAGACUUUGCUUAUUAUAUGAGAUAUUGAAUAGAGAUAUAGUGUGACGAUAUGUCGACCCAACUAUAAUCAGACGACUCUUCCACUGGCGUUGAAGGAUAUUCCCAAAUAUUCAUUUAGUAUUACUUGGAUUUUUAGUUGAAUACACUUCUCAUUUCAUUGGAUUUAUUGAACACGAGUCAACUAAAGUGUUGUGUUUUUUGUUUCAAUCAUAUUUAUUUUGAAUAAACAAUCUGUUUUAAAAUGCAAACAGUUUUGUCGGGUUUUGCCAAAAAAGUUUUGUUGACUGCCGAACAACAGUUCCAGUCUUUUCGCACUUUGUCUUCACUUAAAGCUAAUCAAUAUUUUAAAUCAUCAGAUCUUGAAAUACAUGAAUGCAAAACAAAUGAAAGAAAAGUCAAACCCGAGUGGAAUGAUCUGCCGUUUGGCAAGAGUUUCAACGAUCAUAUGCUUGAAGUGAACUGGAAUAUAGACAAGGGAUGGAGUAAACCACUGAUCGGUCCAAUACAUAAUCUCUCAUUACAUCCGUCCGCAAAAGUGCUUCAUUACGCUCAAGAACUUUUUGAAGGAAUGAAAGCUUUUCGUGGAGUCGACGGAAAGAUCAGAAUUUUCAGACCAGACAUGAAUAUGAAGAGAAUGAAGACAUCGGCUGAAAGGAUGAGUUUACCGGAUUUCGAUGGAAAUGAAUUGAUUGAAUGCCUAAAGAAAUUAAUUAAAAUAGACGUGGAUUGGGUGCCGCCCUAUGAGACGGGAGCCUCGCUAUACAUUAGGCCCACUUUUAUAGGGACCGAAGCGGCGCUCGGCGUUCAUAGUUCUCAGGACGCGUUGCUUUAUAUAAUCUGCGGACCCGUCGGCUCCUAUUUUAAGGGCAAAACAGCGAAACCGAUCGCACUGUUAGCCGACCCCAAGUUUGUGAGAGCCUGGCCGGGAGGGGUGGGCGACAAGAAAGUGGGCGCAAACUAUAGUUCAACACUUGCCUUACAGAAUGUGGCCGAAGAUAAGGGUUGCCAACAAGUAUUGUGGCUCUUCGGCGAUGACCACCAACUGACAGAAGUGGGAGCAAUGAAUUUGUUUGUCUUUCUCAUCAACGAGAAGGGAGAGAAAGAGUUGGUGACCCCUCCCAUAAAGUCGGGUCUUAUUCUUCCGGGAGUGACCAGAAUA